UCUCUACUGAUGACUCCUACACCACGGGAGAUGGAUGAGAUCACAGAUGUUGAUUACCUUGUCGUUGGCGCCGGGGCCAUGGGGAUGGCUUUCGUUGACACCCUUCUCACCGAGAGUAGGAAAACAAUCGUCAUCAUCGACCGUUAUGCCCGUCCUGGCGGCCACUGGACGACUGCCUAUCCGUUCGUCCGCCUACAUCAACCGGCUGCUUCGUACGGAGUGAAUUCCACGCGUCUCGAACACGAUGGCAUCGAGAAGUUCGGCUGGAAUAAAGGCCUCGUCGACUGCUCAUCACGCGAUGACGUGUGUGCCUACUUUGAGAGGGUCAUGAAGAACAAAUUCUUAGCGUCAGGACGUGUGCAAUACUUCCCUAAGUGCGAUUACAUCAGCGAGGGCAAGUUCCGCUCCAUCCUGACAGGGAAAACGUACCGCGUUGCCAACGCCACGUGCAUUGUGGACGCGACCUACAGCCGAACUGUUGUUCCAUCAAUGCGACCCCCUCCCUACGACAUCGCUAGCCAGGUCGAUAUUGUAACGCCCAAUGGUCUCGCUGGAGUCUCCCGUGGAUACGAAGGCUAUACUGUUGUUGGAGGCGGAAAGACAAGCAUGGACACUUGCCUAUGGCUCCUCGAGAAUGGCAUCAACGCCUCCCAAAUAACGUGGAUCAGACCGCGUGACUCAUAUGUCUUCGACCGUUCUACAUUUCAGCCUGGACCUCAGUUUGCUGCGCAUGUUCAAGCUUCUACUAGAGGUAUGAUUGAGUCAGUUAUGGUCGCCUCGUCGGUGGAAGAUCUUUUAAGACACCAAGUGACCAAAGAAUUCUUGCUUCAAUUCGACGAAAAGGUUAUUCCUACUAUGUUUCAUUGCGCCACGGUAUCACGUCUUGAGUUUGAAGCACUCAAGCAGAUCAAAUCUGUUGUCCGGAAAGGCCAUGUUACUAGUGUCACGAGGGAAGAAGUGACAUUAGAGCAUGGUAGCUACAAACCCAUCCCUGACACACUCUACAUUGACUGCUCGGCUGGAUCGAUUCCUAAAGUCGCUCCUGUGAGAAUCUUUCGAAACCACAACAUCACGCUUCAGCCCGUCCGAUACUGCCAGCAGGCAUUCAGCGCAGCAAUGAUUGCUCACGUCGAGGCAACCUACGAAGACGAAAAGCUUAAGAACGAGCUUUGUAACCCGGUUCCACUGCCUGACGAGCCCAUCGAUUUUCCUCUCGUCAUGCUCCAGACCAAUUUGAACACUAUAGCCUGGCUCAAGCACCCACAAACAGCUUCCUGGCUUGGGUCUUCCCGACUGGAUAUAUUCAAGCGCAAUGUUCCGGAUGAUCCCGAGCAGAGAAUCGCCCAAACCAACCAAACAAUAGCGAUUCUUGAAGCAACAAGCAAGAAAAUUCGAUACCUUAUCGACAGCCUACCUGAGGCAGAGGCAGCGAAGAUGUACACGCAGCUCAAAGGCUUUACGCACGAGUCUGCACGUCUAUAGGUCGUGGUGAAGAGAUGUAGGAAGCUUUGAUAGAAUGAUAUGAUGGAAUGAGAUGACGGAAUGAGAUGACGGAAUUAUAUUGUGAUGUUCAGACUUCGGCGUCAGAUGAUCCAAAAAGGUAUGCUAAAAGGUUUCUAUUUUGUUGGUCUGGGUUACAUUCAACAAAUACGACGACCUAGACGAAUACGAUAUUACACAAUACUA
Exophiala xenobiotica is the source of this 1686-nucleotide messenger RNA. RefSeq lists its product as uncharacterized. The record is from RefSeq and is a predicted model, not a curated record. The transcript has a single exon. The coding region runs from base 10 to 1482 and encodes 490 amino acids. NCBI's taxonomy places the organism in Eukaryota, Fungi, Ascomycota, Eurotiomycetes, Chaetothyriales, Herpotrichiellaceae.